GGGAACCAGGGUUCACAUGUGUUGCACAGUAGCUACAGGUAACUGCCAAAAUAAAGGAAACACCAACAUAAAGUGUCUUAAUAGGACGCUGGGUACCACAAGUUAGAAGAGCUUCAAUGCACCUUCACAUAGAUUCUACAAGUGUCUGAAACUCUAUUGGAGGGAUGCGACACCAUUCUUCUGCAUGACAUUCCAUAAUUUUUUUUGUUGGUGGUGGUGGUGGAAAAGGCUGUCUCAGGCACUGCUCCAGAAUCUCCCAUAAGUGUUCAAUUGGGUUGAGAUCUGGUGACUGAGACACACACGCUUUAAACCCCCUAUACUCCUUUGAUCCCCCUCUUUCAAAGUCACUGAUGUCUCUUCUUGCCAUGGUAGCCAAACUAAUGGGCAACUGGGCAUUUUAUACAUAGACGCUAAGCAUGAUGGGUUUUUAAUUGCUUAAUUAACUCAGGAACCACACCUGUGUAGAAGCACCUGCUUUUAAUAUACUUUGUAUGCCUCGUUCACUCAAGUGUAAUUUAUUUUGGCAGUUACCUGUAUGUUUCCAUUAACUUGUCCAGUGGUUUUGUGUUGAUGUUUAGAAAGAAAGUAGAUGCGACAAUUACCUGCCACUUUGCGUUUUCAUUGAACUGUCUCGUGUCGAUUUAAAAACAGCUGGACGUAAUGACAUCCCAUGAAAAUUAACAAAAAAAUUUAGCAAAAACGUGUCAAACAAAAAUGAAGUGGUUGACAUUUUUCCAUGAUCCAUGUAGGCAAAUUGCACAUUUAAUAAACUGGCGGCAGCCUGUAUGCCCUCUCACCUAUCUGUUUCAUGUCUGAGGUAGCUCCCAAAGCCAGCAUGGAUAGAAUGCAAGAAUUGACUAAUAUUCUAAGAAUUCUAAGAUUUCUCAUGUGCCACCUUAUCGCCAUGGUGAAACUUGCACUCCUUUAGAUCUGAAAUAAUUGGAUCUUGAACUUGCAUCCAGCCAACCAGAAAAGAAAGGCUAAGCAAUUCAGGCAUUAUUGAAAGUCACUGCAAAGGGAAAAAAAAUUAUAUAUUUGACUAAUAGUUGGAUUUAGAAUUAAAUGUGGAUUCGAUGUGCCGCUCGUAAGCUUAUCUUAAAAAUGACUUGGCCAUAAUCUAUUACAUAAACACAGUCUCCAUCAUCAUUUAUUGCAAUAAAGAGAGUUCAACAAAAGAAAAAUCCACCCUUAUUGAACGGAUAAAAAUGUUGUCAAUCUGUAGCACGUUUCUCAUAUAUCUGCCGUUUCCAUUACACAUGUCUUUUUGCAACAUUGCUUUUGUAACCUUGUUCAAUGGAAACCUACUGUUAGGUUGUGAAUGGUCUACGAGUGGCUGCGUUCAAGAUCCCUGCGCUGUUGUGAGAAUGGAAUUUGCUGAUAUUUUGCCAGGUAAAUGAUGAGCCACUCAUAAACAGACGGGUACAGUCCAGCGAUCCAACUGUGUUACAGCACAUGGCUAUGAGGUUUCCAGACUUCUGGAGGCGGACUCCAAGUCGAUGCGCUCGAUGAGCGGCUCGCGGCGGAACAGCGGCUCGUCCCUUGUGUCAAGCUCCUCUGCCUCGUCCAACCUGUCCCACCUGGAGGAGGACACCUGGAUCCUGUGGGGACGCAUCGUCAACGAGUGGGACGAAUGGAGACGCAAGAAGGACAAGCUGCUCAAGGAGCUGAUCCGCAAGGGCAUCCCACACCACUUCCGGGCCAUCGUGUGGCAGCUGCUUGGUAACGCCACAGACAUGCCAGUGAAGAACCAGUAUUCUGAGCUGCUCAAGAUGUCCUCGCCCUGCGAAAAGCUCAUCCGCCGGGACAUCGCCCGCACCUACCCCGAGCAUGAGUUCUUCAAGGGCCAGGACAGCCUGGGUCAGGAGGUGCUCUUCAACGUCAUGAAGGCGUAUUCUCUGGUGGACCGGGAGGUGGGCUACUGCCAGGGCAGUGCCUUCAUCGUGGGCCUGCUGCUCAUGCAGAUGCCAGAGGAGGAGGCGUUCUGCGUGUUUGUGCGUCUGAUGCAGGAGUACCGUCUGAGGGAGCUUUUCAAACCAACUAUGGCUGAACUAGGCCUCUGUAUCUACCAGUUUGAAUACCUGCUGCAGGAGCAGCUCCCGGAGUUGAACGUCCACUUCCGUUCUCAGAGUUUCCACACCUCCAUGUACGCCUCCUCCUGGUUCCUCACUCUCUUCCUCACCUUCCUCCCCAUGCCCGUCGCCACACGCAUCUUUGAUAUCUUCAUGUACGAGGGUCUGGAGAUUAUAUUUCGUGUGGGCAUGGCCAUUCUGCAGUACAACCAGACUGACCUCAUCCAGUUGGACAUGGAGGGCAUGUCUCAGCACUUCCAGAAGUUGAUCCCUCACCAGUUUGACAGCUGCCCAGACAAGCUGAUCCUGAGGGCCUACCAGGUCAAAUACAACCCCAAGAGGAUGAAGAAGUUGGAGAAAGAGUACACCACAAUCAAGAACAAAGAGAUGGAGGAGCAGAUAGAGAUCAAGAGGUUACGCACAGAGAACAGGCUUCUGAAGCAGAGGAUUGAGACAUUGGAGAAGGAAAGUGCUGCUCUAGCAGACAGGCUGAUACAGGGUCAGGUGACGCGGGCGCAGGAGGCGGAGGAGAACUACGUGAUCAAGCGGGAGCUGGCGGUGGUGAGGCAGCAGUUCAGCGUGACCAGCCAGAACCUGGAGAAAGCCCAGGACACCAUCGGAGAACUGCAGCGGGAGAAGUACACAGAGCAGUUUGUGACCGGUCUGCAGACGCAGCUGGAGCAGUCCCGGCUGCAGGAGGCAGAGCUACUGGGAGCCCUCAAAGAGAUGCAGGACAAAGUAUUGGACCUAGAGAAGAGGAGCAGCUCUCUGCCUGAUGAGAACAACGUGGCCCAGCUACAGGAUGAGCUGAAGCUGGUGAAACUCCGAGAGCUGGAGACACUGCACUCCUUCAGAGAGAUGCAGGACACGGUGACCGAGCUCAACCAGCGCUGGCAGCUCCACAUGUCAAAAGGCGGCGGGGGUGGAGGUCACUGGAAGGAAUCCCCCAAGAAGAACGCCCUGAAUGAGCUGCAGGAGAAGCUGAUGGGGGUGCGUCUGAGAGAGGCCCAGGCCCAGGCUGAACUCAGGGAAGUCAAACUCCAAGCCAUACAGCUGGAGAGCAAGAACCAGAUUCACAGCAAGCUGAUUGGGCGCCAUGAGGUGGAGAGCGCCGCCAUGCAGGAGAGGCUGCAGCAGCUGGCGGGCCAGAACAAGGGGCUGCAGUCCCAGCUCACCGAGAUGAAGAGGAAACGGGCCGAGCUCGACUGCAAGAGUAAAGAGGAGGUGAUGGCUGUGCGUUUGCGGGAGGCUGACAGCAUGGCCGCCAUGGCUGAGCUCAGACAGAAGAUAGCUGAGCUGGAGAUACAGAAGGAGGAGGGUCUGAUCCAGGGCCAGCUGAACCACUCUGACUCCAGGCAGUACAUCACCCAGCUUCGAGACCAGAUCGGAGAGCUCAAGAACGAGAUCAGGCAGCUCCGCGGGCAGCGCUCCAAGUUCGCCCCUAGUUCCCGGGGCGGUGGCUACCCGGAUCUGUGUCUAGCUAGCCCCUCGUCGGCGGGAGGCGACUACCUGAGCUCGGAUGAGGACCUUCUCCCCAGCCCCAUCCCCCCCAAUGCCAUGUACCCUGCCCUGCCCCACCCCCACCCCUCGGCCAGGCUGGACAGCGAGGGCAGCACCGACAGCGAAGCAGAGGCCAACCCGGACCACCCCCACCACGGCCCCUCGCAGCAGCUCUACACUAGCAUGGUGUGUGCUGAGGUCCUGGACAACUGAGCCAUGGAGGUCCCUGGAACUACCUGGUCCUGACCUAGACUACUAAAGAUACUGUACUCUGCAUCUCUUUAGUAUUAGAGAUGCUGUACUCACCCCAACUUUAUUGUACUACUGUUCUCACCCUAAACUCCUACUGUAACCUGUAACGGACAUCCUCCCCCCUCCUUCGCAUUGGUGCCAUGGUCGCUCCUCUUUUUGUCAUUCUCUUCUCUCCAUCUCCCCCUUUUACUUCUCUCUUCAGUUAUCCCUCUCUUUAUCUCCCUCUCUCUCCCUAUAUCUCUCCCUGAAUCUCUUUCUCCUUUACAUUCUCACCGGCAGACCCUAUAUUCCCUAUGGGGGUAGAGUCAAUUCCAGUCCGAUUCCCCUCGCCUCUCCUGUCCUGUCCUUGCCAUUAGUUUCCACGCUGCACUCCGGACCUGAGUGAAGAACAGAUAACUUCAGUACGCUCCCUCACUGUGCAGCAAAGCAUAUCCUAUCCGCACAGAAAGCAGAGAAAAUAAAAAGGAUUGAAAAUUGACCCCAAAAAAUUGCUUUCAACUUUCAAUACUCCAACCGUACCACACAGCAGUGACUAUGAGAUGCGUCGGACGUCACUUUGAUUAAAUGAUUCCCCUCAAGUUUGGAAGGACUCUUCCAUAUGGAUUUGGGAUCGGUAAAAGAUGAGAUGGAUGGAUGACUUGUUGGGCUUGACCCUGCUCGUACUGUACUGUCCCAUGAGCGAGAUGUGGAACACGCCAUCUCUCUCUUUCCUCCUCCUUUUCUCUCUCUCUCUCUCUCUCUCUCUCCAUCUCUCUCUUUCUGCCAUUCCAUCAUUCCAAGAAGACCCAUUAGCCACCUGCACUGCCUGUUACAAUGGAAACAACCCUCCACUGUAACCUCACAAUGCACACUUCAAAAACAAUGAGAGCGAGAGGGAAGGAAGGAAGGAUAGAGGUAGGAAAGGAGUAUGGUGUGGACUUGUACACAUCAAUAUCAUAGGGAUGUUACUAGAUGACAUCACAUGCAUAGAUUGAUAUUAACAAUUUAUCUUACUGAAAUUGUAUGUUGUGUGUGUCUCAAUGCCUUGCAAAUGAAACAAGGCAAGUGAAUGACGACGCUCAUGUCAACAACAAAAAUCUCAACGUUGCCAAAUCUUUUUUUUUUUUUCUGCUAUUAUUUAUGUUGUUAUUUAUUUUAAUCUUUUUUUUUAUA
Molecule: messenger RNA, 4973 nt
Organism: Oncorhynchus keta (chum salmon)
Lineage: Eukaryota; Metazoa; Chordata; Actinopteri; Salmoniformes; Salmonidae
Product: EVI5-like protein
Exons: 19
Coding region: 1497-3782 (761 amino acids)
Source: RefSeq, a predicted model, not a curated record